GAGACUCAUGGAUCCUAGGCCUUCUCGCAAGCUGGUAGGCGCGGUGGUGAGAACCAGGAAGGUUGUGGAAGAGACAGUGAAGGUUUCAGCCGUUGUUGGGAACAAUUGCAACGGUGACUCUGCUCCAAUUGAGUCGUUGGCUGCUUCUAACAACUCAGCGCCUAUCGAGUUCUUGGAAGUUGAUGACCUUGCUGCUGCUGCUGCUGCUGCUGCUGCUAACCUGUCUCCGGGCGUGACCGAUGUUGCUGCUGACACUAAGAAGACGACCUCAAUCUCUACCAGAACUCAGAGACAGGUGCCUGUCACUGGACCGGACGGGAAACAAGAUGCGUUCCCAAAGCAAGAGAAAGAAGAACGAAAGCCACAGGCUGGUGGAGCUUCUCUUGUUGAGCGCGAGAAGGAAAAACAGGAGGUGGUAGAGGAGACUCGAGAAGAAGAGGCAUGGCCUAUUGGAGAUAAAGAAAGAAAGGCUAAAGUGCCAGAUGAGAAUACUGAAGAGACUCGAGAGGAACCAGGAGAGGAGCUAGAAGAAACUCAAGAGGGAGAGGAGGAGCCUGUCGAAAAAGAACGGAAGGUAAGAGUACCAGAAGCGGAGUUAGAAGAAACUCAAGAGGAAGAGGAAGAGCUUCUUGAGAAAGAAAAGAAGGCAGUAGCACCAGAUGAGGAGCUAGAAGAGACUCAAGAGGAAAAGGCGGGGCCUGUCGAAAGAGAAAAGAAAGCAAGACCAUCAGAGGAAGAGAUGGAAGAGACUCAAGAAAAAAAGGAAGAUCCUCUUGAGAAAGAAAAUAAGGCAGUGGCAACGGAUGAGGAGCUAGAAGAGACUCGAGAGGAGGAAGAAGAGGGCUUUGGAAGAGAGAGAAAGGAAAGAGCACCAGAUAAGUUGCUAGAUGAAAUUCAAGAGGAAGAUGAAAUUCAAGAGGAAGAAGAGUCUCAAGAGGAGGAAGAAGGGUUGCUUGAAAAAGACGAGAAGCAAGAAGCACCAGUUACAGUUGAGACACAGAAGGGAAAAAAAAAGGACACCGAGGAGCAGGAGGAGGACGUGGGUGCUAAGAAACGGAAGCAAAGAGCAGCGGACGAGGUAGCAGCAGCUAUCGAGGGGCAAAAGAAGCCGAAGGCGGCCGAGGAGACUCCCAAGAAAGAAGAGAAGGCCCAUUUUGGAAAAAAAGAACCCAAGCAGGAACCCUCCAAAAGGAAGAGGAGGAGGAGAAGGAGAGUUGAAGACUUGGGAGCGGGAGUGUACAAAAACUAUGUUCUCAAGGUAUUGAAGCAAGUGCACCCUGAGCUCCGGAUAUCGUCAGUGGCCAUGACAGUGCUGAAUGGUUUUAUAGCGGAUAUGUUCGAGAGGUUGGCUGAGGAGGCAUCAAAGCUAUCCAAGCAUACGGGCAAGCAUACUUUGUCCUCGCGGGAGAUCCAAGCAGCAGUCAGGUUAGUGCUGCCGGGAGAGAUAGGGAAGCACGCGGUCGCAGAAGGAAGCAAGGCUGUCACGAAAUAUCAAGAAUAUCCGGAACGUUAGCUUUUAUGGGCAGUUUUUAGGAUUCUGCAUUUUGUUUUGCUGCAGAAUUCAGCGCCUUCUUUUUCUUUUUGUAUAGUCCUUCAUGUGUCCGACGGGACUGCAUCUUGUACAAAAUCUUGUUUUUGUUGAGGUUCAUAAUCCUCUGGUAUAACGUAAUAGUUACUUUAUUUGCA
Molecule: messenger RNA, 1686 nt
Organism: Nymphaea colorata (pocket water lily)
Lineage: Eukaryota; Viridiplantae; Streptophyta; Magnoliopsida; Nymphaeales; Nymphaeaceae
Exons: 1
Coding region: 8-1513 (501 amino acids)
Biological process (GO): nucleosome assembly
Cellular component (GO): nucleosome
Molecular function (GO): DNA binding; protein heterodimerization activity; structural constituent of chromatin
Source: RefSeq, a predicted model, not a curated record